AUGCCCGGGCGUUUGCGGUUGUUCAGCAUCGGAUACUCCAGCAGUGUUACCGAGUGGGAUCUUGCGACAGGACUCCCCCUGCGCCACUCCAAUGGGAAUCACAGCGAGGUCUGGUGCUUUGCUGCCCAGCCACGACAGAAAGGCAACGCGCACCAGAAGAUUGUCGCAGGUUGCGCGGACGGCACCAUUGUCCUGCUCUCCACCGAGGACGACGAUCUCACUUUCGACCGGUUCGUUUCACGCGCAACGAACAAGAAAGCUCGCGCUUUGAGCAUCACAUACAAGGACAACGACACUGUCUUGGCUGGUUUCGCGGACAGUAUGAUUCGAGUCUUCGACACCAGAAAUGGGAACGUCAUUCGGAACAUCUCAUUGGGCAGUGGUCUUCAUGGCGGGCCCAAAGAGAUUCUCGUCUGGAAAACGCAAAGAAUUGCUGGACACGAGGCAGACAUUCUCGAUUUGGCAGUUUCGCGAGAUGGAACUAGCAUCUUCAGUGCGGGCAUGGACCGUCGCACAUGUUUCUAUACCAGCAAGAAAUCCACGACAAAGGUCGAUGGCCAGCAUGGAAAGUGGAGAAAGGUUUCACAUCAGCGAUACCAUCAACACGAUGUCAAAGCAAUGGCGACCUAUGAAGGAAGCAAACUGAGCGUCGUAGUCUCUGGAGACGAUGGCACAGAGAAGCCCAAGGUCGUUGCGCGCUUAGCACUGCAAGGGGAGGAGAACAUCACAUCCGCCUCAAUCAGUCAAGACGGUGGUUUACUCGCCGUUUCCACUACCAGUACGGUCAAACUAUUCCAAUUGAUCCAGCCUCAAGUUGGAGCUGGCGCAAGCCUCCGUAUCAGAAAGGUAGACAUGCCUUCAAUUACCGGUACCAGGACUGUGAGACUGUCGGCAAAUGGCAAAUGGUUGUCAGCGAUCAGCGCAAUGAACGACGUCCAGCUGGCUCGAGUAGUGAGGACAGGGGAUUUCAGUGACCCACCUCGUGUACUGAACAGAGUCCAACAUCUGCAUCGUCUAGAUCGCGACGAUGUUCCAGGCACUCAGUUACGCGGAAUGUCGGGAUCAUACGAGCGCUCUAUUGCGCACGCUGAGUUCUCGGCAGAUGCUAACGUCUUUGCCGUCGUCGAUCUUGCCGGCUAUGUCGACACGUGGGUUGUUGAAGGUCAUGAGGAUGCGACAGCACCGGAGGUGGACAUCAACGAACUCGCUCCAGCUAACUCUGGUGUGAAUGAGUCUGAGGAAGAUGAGGUGGAAGAGCGGGAGCAGAUCAUCUUCCUAGGCCAGCACUGGAUCAGGAACCCGUCUGGACAUCUGGUGCCUCGCCUAGACUCUACGCCAGUCCUGCUCUCAUUUCAGCCGGGCUCGAACGAGUCCAAAGAGACAGAACCGAAUGGCAACCCUGCUGUACAUCCAACAAGACACAACCCACACCCGCAUUCACACGAGUUGCCUACGGCGGACUAUCGCCUGCUCCUAGUCUCUGCGGAACACCAAAUUUACCUUUUCGAUGUCAUGACUGGACGUAUGUCAGGAUGGUCAAGAAGAAACCCGCCAUCAAGCUAUCCGCGGGAGUAUCAACUGCUCGACCUGCCUGCGAAGGGAUGCGUUUGGGACGUCAGCGUGGAACAGCAGCGGCUCUGGCUUUACGGCGAAAAGUGGCUUUUCAUGUUUGAUCUCACCAAGGACUUUGACAUAUCUGGCGCGGAUAGCGGAGCUUCGUCCAAGAAGCGUAAACGGAAUGGCCAGAAGGACAACAGUGGCGCCGGCGACGUCAUUCCUCAGAGUGAUGUGCCUGUCACGAAGAUGCGCAAAUACGAUAGUAGCAAGAACAACGAGGCUGGAAAGGCACAAUGGGUAAACGUCGAUUCCGCCGGGCCUGUACAUACCGAUGAAGAAGAUGAUGCGGAAGGGAGCAGCCGUCCUCUAGCUAUCUUACGGAGAGGCAGCAAUCAGGGUGGAGAGCAGGCCAACGGUCAGCUGACAAAUGGUGAGGAGGGUGGCGAAGCUGCCGAACAGCAAAGCCGCAGCGAGUCGUGGUGGCACACUUUCAAAUACCGUCCUAUCCUAGGUAUAUUGCCGAUAGGCGGGAGCGUGGAUCAGAGUCCUGAGGUAGUUCUGGUGGAGAGGCCGUCGUGGGAUCUUGACCUGCCAGCGAGAUUUGUUGGCUCGCACGAGUAG
Parastagonospora nodorum SN15 is the source of this 2178-nucleotide messenger RNA. RefSeq lists its product as hypothetical. Gene Ontology annotation, biological process: maturation of SSU-rRNA from tricistronic rRNA transcript (SSU-rRNA, 5.8S rRNA, LSU-rRNA). Lineage: Eukaryota; Fungi; Ascomycota; Dothideomycetes; Pleosporales; Phaeosphaeriaceae. Gene Ontology annotation, cellular component: small-subunit processome; 90S preribosome; t-UTP complex. The transcript has 3 exons. Bases 1 to 2178 code for a protein of 725 amino acids. Gene Ontology annotation, molecular function: protein binding; RNA binding. The record is from RefSeq and is a predicted model, not a curated record.